Messenger RNA from Branchiostoma floridae (Florida lancelet), 1358 nucleotides. RefSeq names its product gonadotropin-releasing hormone II receptor-like. Bases 198 to 605 code for a protein of 135 amino acids. Gene Ontology annotation, molecular function: peptide binding; G protein-coupled receptor activity. Gene Ontology annotation, cellular component: membrane. Gene Ontology annotation, biological process: G protein-coupled receptor signaling pathway. The transcript has 2 exons. The record is from RefSeq and is a predicted model, not a curated record. Lineage: Eukaryota; Metazoa; Chordata; Leptocardii; Amphioxiformes; Branchiostomatidae.
UGUACGGCUCCUAGUUUUGACACUUCUGUUUCCACCACAUGUACAGUGUAACAUGUUCUAUAUCACAGACGCUUUCCUCCUUUGUACUGUUGAUAUUUGUGUGCUCUAUGUGAUGUCUAUAGAAUCAUGUGUAUGCCUGACUGACUGACCGUUCCUGUUCCAGAUACCUCGGGCCGGCUCGGAAGAGUAGACAAGCCAUGAUCAACGUGUGCAUCUUGGUGCCCAUGAUCACCAUGGUGUUUUGCUAUUACAAAAUCUGGGGUGAACUCAAACGACGUCAGAAACGGCACAACAAAAUAUCUCCCGUCACGCGCAAAAGGAUUGGGUAUCAGAUCUCCCCGGAGUUCCGAGCUCGGAUGAGGUCCGCCACCAUGGUUCUUCUCAUCGUGGCUGCCUAUGUGGUUUCCUGGGCUCCGUACUUUGCCGCCGUCAUCCGAAGCAACGCGCUGGGGGACGAAGUCUCCACCAUUACUGACGGUCCAUGGCAGCGGUUCGCCGUGCUGUUCUCUCUGCUGUCAACCUUCUCCAACCCGAUCAUCUACGCCUAUCGGAACCCUCAGCUUCGAAAUGGUUUCUUCCGACUGGUACGCAGACGAAUACUGUAGACCUAAAGUUAACAGUUUAUUCAUGGUAAAUCUUACAUUUAGGUAUAACAUCAAUAGGACAAGACAUAUAGAGAGCAGUCCUCAGACGGCUAGGGCGUGUAGAGAGAGUGGAUGAGGGGAGAAUUCACUAGAUAACUUUAAAUAGUCUGUGUAACAUAUACUGACAGAGAGGAGCAUGCUAGCAGGGCACUUAGGCAGGUAGGCAGUAUAACAUAAACUCUGAUGUCCAUGGCUUUAACAGGUCCGUCUCCGCAGGAGGCCGGUUGGAUGUUGUGGGAGGGGGGCUGCUGUAAUAGAUAUUCACUCAGGCCAGCUUUUAGAUACCAGCCGAAAAGCAAGCGCCCCUGCGGUAGGUCCAGGAAGAGAUGGAGAGACAACAUACAAGAGACAUUGACAAAGUACAGACUGGGCAGACCAGAAAGACUUGAGGAGGUGGGGUCGACCAAGAUUGAGAGAAGACUGGACAAGACGAUAUGUUGUCUUUCAACUGACAGGCCCCAAGGGCUACCUGGGGAAUUCGUUAAGAUGUAACUAGUCUAUUUGUGUGAAGACGUGUUAAAUUGCUUGAAAUGCUGUUGUUGAUACUGUUAUGUAUAUCUUCAUGAGUGUUGUAUUGGAUGUAAAUAAAUCUUGUCAGAUGAUGAAUGCGUGACAACACUAUGAAUCAUUCACUCUCACAGCAAUGAGAUGUGUAUACUGGUAAUUCACGUUUGGGACCUCAUCUGUUAGCAGCGACACCUACCUGCAGUACCC